GACUACGGCGCCGAUAAUUCCACCACAUCACCCAACGAAAUCCCUCAAAUACCACCUCCACGAUGUCGGCCAACAAGCGCGGCGGUACUUCUGGUCAGAAGCUGAAGAUGACCCUCGGUCUUCCAGUUGGUGCAGUCAUGAACUGCUGCGACAACUCGGGCGCUCGUAACCUCUACAUCAUCUCCGUCAAGGGCUUCGGUGCCCGUCUCAACCGUCUGCCCGCCGCAGGUGUCGGUGACAUGGUCAUGGCCACCGUCAAGAAGGGAAAGCCAGAGCUGCGCAAGAAGGUCAUGCCUGCUGUUAUUGUGCGUCAGAGCAAGCCAUGGAGGAGAGCCGACGGCAUCUACCUCUACUUCGAGGACAACGCUGGUGUCAUUGUGAACCCUAAGGGUGAGAUGAAGGGUUCAGCCAUCACUGGGCCUGUGGGUAAGGAGGCUGCCGAGCUUUGGCCGCGUAUUGCCUCCAACGCUGGAGUUGUGAUGUAAACGGGUCUUUUGCUGCUGGGAUGCUUUAAGGAAUGGAAAUGUCAUGCAUGGGAACAAGCAGGCGCUGCAAGAGACAGCCGCGAGUUAGGCCACCCUGCAUUACGGCGCUAUGAUUGGCACAGGUUCCUGGUCUCACAUACAGAUCACGCUUCACGAGUUUCAAAUAGCACGCCGCUUCACAUUUUCCACAAAGCUGUUUGCUGGGUUCUAUUCAGGGUGCUCUUUUUGCCCUGAAGGUCAACAGUCAACACAUGGGAGGAUCCAUUGUCACAAGUCAAUGAUAAAAAAAAUACCUACUUGAACCACCAGCCCUGCCAUCUUUUGUCUGCCGCGCUGACUCCGUGCUCCGACAUAGACAGCCUUAUUCGAGUGACGCGAGACAUC
Molecule: messenger RNA, 869 nt
Organism: Sphaerulina musiva SO2202
Lineage: Eukaryota; Fungi; Ascomycota; Dothideomycetes; Mycosphaerellales; Mycosphaerellaceae
Product: ribosomal protein L14b/L23e
Exons: 3
Coding region: 63-485 (140 amino acids)
Biological process (GO): translation
Cellular component (GO): ribosome; cytosolic large ribosomal subunit
Molecular function (GO): large ribosomal subunit rRNA binding; structural constituent of ribosome
Source: RefSeq, a predicted model, not a curated record